Molecule: messenger RNA, 1635 nt
Organism: Mastomys coucha (southern multimammate mouse)
Lineage: Eukaryota; Metazoa; Chordata; Mammalia; Rodentia; Muridae
Product: intestinal-type alkaline phosphatase 1
Exons: 11
Coding region: 1-1635 (544 amino acids)
Biological process (GO): dephosphorylation
Cellular component (GO): plasma membrane
Molecular function (GO): alkaline phosphatase activity
Source: RefSeq, a predicted model, not a curated record
AUGCAGGGAGCCUGGGUGCUGCUGUUGUUUUGGGGUCUCAGGAUCCAUCUGUCCUUUGGUGUCAUCCCAGUGGAGGAGGAGAAGCCAGCCUUCUGGAACCAAAAGGCAGCUGAGGCCCUGGAUGCUGCCAAAAAGCUGCAGCCCAUUCAGACGUCAGCCAGGAACCUCAUCAUCUUCCUGGGAGAUGGGAUGGGGGUGCCUACAGUGACAGCCACCAGGAUACUAAAGGGACAGUUGGGAGGUCAUCUAGGACCGGAGACUCCCCUGGCCAUGGACCGCUUCCCGUACAUGGCUCUGUCCAAGACAUACAAUGUGGACAGACAGGUCCCAGACAGUGCAGGCACAGCCACCGCCUAUCUCUGCGGGGUCAAGGCCAACUACAAGACCAUCGGCCUGAGCGCAGCUGCGAGAUUCGACCAGUGCAAGACCACAUUUGGCAACGAGGUCUUGUCUGUGAUGUACCGUGCAAAGAAAGCAGGGAAGUCUGUGGGAGUGGUGACCACAACCAGGGUGCAGCACGCCUCUCCAGCUGGUACCUACGCACACACGGUGAACCGUGACUGGUACUCAGAUGCGGACAUGCCUUCUUCUGCACUGCAGGAAGGCUGCAAGGACAUCGCCACUCAGCUUAUUUCCAACAUAGACAUUGAUGUGAUCCUCGGAGGAGGCCGAAAGUUCAUGUUUCCCAAGGGGACUCCAGACCCUGAAUACCCAAACGACUCUGCCCAGUCUGGAACCAGGCUGGAUAACCGGAACCUGGUACAGGAGUGGCUGUCAAAGCACCAGGGAACCCGGUAUGUUUGGAAUCGCACGGAGCUCAUGCAGGCAUCCCAGGACUCAACAGUGACUCACCUCAUGGGCCUCUUUGAGCCAGCAGAAAUGAAAUAUGAUGUCAACCGAAACUCCUCAUUAGACCCUUCCCUGGCAGAGAUGACAGAGGUGGCCGUGCGCAUGCUCAGCAGGAAUCCACAAGGCUUCUACCUCUUUGUAGAAGGGGGUCGUAUUGACCAAGGCCACCACGCGGGCACAGCUUAUUUGGCACUGACUGAGGCUGUCAUGUUCGACUCUGCCAUUGAAAAGGCCAGUCAGCUUACCAAUGAGAAGGACACGCUAAUACUCAUCACUGCUGACCACUCCCAUGUCUUCGCGUUUGGUGGCUACACACACAGGGGGACCUCCAUCUUUGGUCUGGCCCCACUCAAUGCCCAAGAUGGCAAAUCCUACACCUCCAUUCUCUAUGGCAAUGGCCCGGGUUAUGUGCUUGAUUUAGGAGUCCGGCCCAAUGUCACCGAGGUUGAGAGUGGUAAGCCCGAUUACCGGCAGCAGGCGGCUGUACCCCUGUCGUCGGAGACCCACGGCGGGGAGGACGUGGCCAUAUUCGCGCGUGGCCCGCAGGCGCACCUCGUGCACGGAGUUCAGGAACAGAACUACAUCGCACAUGUCAUGGCCUUCGCAGGCUGCCUGGAGCCCUACACCAACUGUGGCCUCGCGCCCCCUUCCGGCCAGAGCAGCGCCAUCACCCCAGGCCAGGCCACCACCACAAACAAUGCAGCCCGCCAGGCCAAUGUCCUGCUGUCCCUGCAGCUGCUGGUCAGCAUGCUGCUGCUAGUAGGGACAGCCAUGGUGGUGUCCUGA